Messenger RNA from Neoarius graeffei (lesser salmon catfish), 1159 nucleotides. RefSeq lists its product as uncharacterized. Gene Ontology annotation, molecular function: methyltransferase activity; 2-oxoglutarate-dependent dioxygenase activity. The transcript is spliced from 2 exons. The record is from RefSeq and is a predicted model, not a curated record. The coding region runs from base 148 to 1143 and encodes 331 amino acids. Lineage: Eukaryota; Metazoa; Chordata; Actinopteri; Siluriformes; Ariidae.
UUUACAACAAAUCCAACGCCUGCCUCUCAACAGGGCCUGUUGCCCUUACAUCACACUUGAUGAAGACAUUUGAACGGCUGCUGCUCCACCUCUUAAGACCCCAGGUUCGCCAUGCGCUGGACUCGCUACAGUUCGCUUACCAGAUGAAUGUUGGAGUGGAGGAUGCUGUUUUGUAUCUGCUACAUAGUCUACUCUCACUUGGACAAAGGAGGCUGUGCUGUGAGAAUCAUGUUUUUUUAUUUCUCCAGCGCCUUCAAUACCAUCCAGCCCCUCUUGUUGAGGGAUAAAUUGCUGCAGAUGGGAGUGGACACCUGCCUGGUGUCUUGGAUCACAGAUUACCUCACCAAAUGGCCCCAGUUUGUUAGGCUGGGGGACUUUACAUCUGAGACUGUGGUCAGUAGCACAGGGGCGCCACAAGGAACUGUUCUUUCUCCUGUACUGUUCACCCUAUACACCACUGACUUUAAGUACAACUCUGAGUCAUGCCACUUGCAGAAAUUCUCUGAUGACACUGCUAUUGUGGGGUGUAUUAAGAAUGGUCAGGAAGGUGAGUACAGGAGCCUUGUGGAUGACUUUGUGGGAUGGUGUAGGACCAACCAGCUGCAGCUGAACACCACCAAAACCAAGGAAAUGGUGAUGGACUUCAGGAGGCCUGUUUCUUCCCUGUUGCCUGUCACUAUUGAUGGGGUGACUGUGGAGAUUGUUAGUACUUACAAGUACCUGGGGGUACACCUUGACAAUAAACUGGACUGGUCUGCCAACACUGAUGCACUUUAUAAGAAAGGGCAGAGUAGACUUUUUUCCCUUAGGAAGCUGGGGUCUUUUAAUGUCUGCAGCAAGCUCCUGCUUAUGUUCUACCAGUCUGUCAUGGCCAGUGUCCUUUUCUAUGCUGUGGUAUGUUGGGGAGGUAGUAUUAGGAGAAGGGAUGCUGGACACCUGGACAGGCUGGUGAGAAAAGCUGGCUCUGUGGUGGGUAUGGAGCUAGAGACUCUGUCAGCAGUUGCUGACAAAAGGAUGCUGAGCAGACUGCUUGCUAUUAUGGACAAUGCAAGCCACCCCCUGCACACCAUCUUCUCCAAACAGAGGAGUAGAGUGAGCAGCAGGCUCCUUUCCCUAUCUUACAAAACAGACAGGUUGCUGUGAUCUUUUCAGAGAUGCC